Messenger RNA from Pseudocercospora fijiensis CIRAD86, 660 nucleotides. RefSeq lists its product as uncharacterized. Lineage: Eukaryota; Fungi; Ascomycota; Dothideomycetes; Mycosphaerellales; Mycosphaerellaceae. The transcript has 2 exons. The coding region runs from base 1 to 660 and encodes 219 amino acids. The record is from RefSeq and is a predicted model, not a curated record.
AUGGCUGACGACAGCGACUACAAGCUUAACAGCGAAGCCGAGCUUGACAGCGAAGAUGAGUUCGACAGCGACGACGAACUUGACAGUGAGUUGACUGAUGUCAUCACGAUACACGUCGAGCACACUGAAGAUGACGGGGUAUCAUCUCACAAGAUCCAACACAAGUACCUCGAGAAGUCGCAUUACUUCCGUGAUCGCCUCGCGCGCGCCUCUACCUACACUUCCAUCAAUCUAUCGGGCGCAGUCCAUACCGUCAGCUUACCGGAAUAUCUGCACUUUCUGAAGACGGACGAACUGCCAGAAGUCUGGCCCGAGGAAAUCGCCAUGCAUUACCUGUACGGGGAGAGAGUCGGAGACGUCCGUUUCAAGAACCUCGUUGUAGCGAGAAUGGCACAACUUCUCGAGGGUUUGGUGCCUACGAAGUGUGCCCGCAAGAUCUAUCGGCAUACAAGCGAGGGAUCUUUGGCGAGACGCUUGCUCGUGGACCAUGUCGUCUACCGAGGUCGAGCAUCGUGGUUAGAGGAUUUUGACUGUCCUGAUGAGCUGGUCAAGGACGUUGCGAUUGAAGCUAUGAAGGCUAGAGAUAUCCAUUCGAUGAAGGAGUUUCGGGUGGAGAAUUAUCUCGAGCCGGAGAGUCGCGCGAUGGCGGUGCGGGAGUGA